Molecule: messenger RNA, 5739 nt
Organism: Nannospalax galili (Upper Galilee mountains blind mole rat)
Lineage: Eukaryota; Metazoa; Chordata; Mammalia; Rodentia; Spalacidae
Gene: Phf20
Product: PHD finger protein 20
Exons: 18
Coding region: 180-3212 (1010 amino acids)
Biological process (GO): regulation of transcription by RNA polymerase II
Cellular component (GO): MLL1 complex; NSL complex
Source: RefSeq, a predicted model, not a curated record
GCUGCGUCACUCGAUGUUGGCGAGGGUGCGCGCGUGGGGGGGGGCGGGGGAGACGCUGGGCGCGUUCCCGGGGUCACGUGGUGCGCAGCGCGCAGAGUCCUUCUGUCGGUUGGUCCUGGAGCGGCGCAGCAGGAGCGGGGCGGUGAGGAGAAUAAAAGCAGCCCCGUUGAUGACUGAAAAUGACAAAGCAUCCACCUAACAGAAGAGGAAUCAGCUUUGAAGUGGGAGCCCAGUUGGAAGCCCGGGACCGGUUAAAAAACUGGUAUCCAGCUCACAUAGAAGACAUUGACUACGAAGAAGGAAAAGUUCUCAUCCAUUUCAAGCGUUGGAACCAUCGUUAUGAUGAGUGGUUUUGCUGGGACAGUCCUUAUUUACGCCCUUUAGAGAAAAUACAACUGAGGAAAGAGGGCUUACAUGAAGACGAUGGAUCUUCUGAAUUUCAAAUAAACGAGCAAGUCCUCGCUUGCUGGUCUGAUUGUCGAUUUUACCCGGCCAAAGUCACUGCUGUUAACAAGGAUGGUACUUACACUGUGAAAUUUUAUGAUGGCGUAGUUCAGACUGUCAAACAUAUUCAUGUCAAAGCUUUUUCCAAAGAUCAGAAUAUUGUGGGUAAUGCUAGGCCUAAAGAAACAGAUCACAAAAGUCUUUCAUCAUCUCCUGAGAAACGAGAGAAGUUUAAAGAGCAGAGAAAAGCCACGGUCAACGUGAAGAAAGACAAAGAGGACAAAGCCUUGAAGACAGAAAAGCGGCCCAAACAGCCUGCCAAAGAAGGAAAGUUAAUGUGUUCUGAAAAAGGCAAGGUGUCAGAGAAGAGCCUUCCCAAGAAUGAGAAGGAAGAUAAGGAGAACAUCUCAGAGAAUGACAGGGAAUACCCUGGAGAUGUCCAGGUAGAGAAGAAGCCAGAAAAUGACCUUGUGAAGAGUCCACAAGAGAACCUGAAGCAGCCAAAAAGAAAACGAGGCAGACCCCCUUCCAUAGCUCCUACUGCUGUGGAUUCAAACUCUCAAACUUUACAACCAAUAACAUUGGAAUUGAGAAGACGGAAAAUAUCGAAAGGAGGUGACAUCCCAUUAAAACGUUCUCGACUUGACAAAACUUCAUCCCAGGAACAGUCAAAAAACUGCUCUGAAAACAGUGACAAAGACUUCUCCAGGAGACGGUCCUCCAGGCUGUCCACUAACGGGACCCAUGAGAUCCUAGAUCCUGACUUGGUUGUACCAGAUCUGGUUCAUACAGUUGAUAAGGAUCUUCUGCAAGACACAUCUAGUCCUAAGGACGCUGUUGAGGGUCAGUUGACAUCUCCUUUGAAAGCUGACCAGGUCUCAUCUGUGUUAACUUGCCACUCCCUUGGGGAUGGAUUGGGGACUACAGGCUUGGAAUUAAAUUGCAAGUCCAUGGGAGAAAACACUAUGAAAACAGAAUUGGCAUCUCCCCUUGCUGAAUUACAAGAGGUUUCUACUGUUGAAGGACCAAACACUUUUAGGAAAACAGAUGGCUUUGUGACAUCUAAUUUGCCAGCUUUGGACCUAGACCACAAGUUUAGAUGCAAAGUUGUGGACUGUUUAAAAUUCUUCCGCAAAGCUAAACUGUUGCAUUAUCACAUGAAAUAUUUCCACGGAAUGGAAAAAUCACCAGAGCCAGAGGAGAGCCCAGGAAAGAGGCAUGUCCAAACGAGGGGCACUUCAGUGUCUGACAAGGCCAGCCACGAGAGCCUGACCAGGAAGCGGGUCUCUGCCAGUUCCCCAACUGCAAAAGAGAAGGAAAAGAAUAAAGAGAAGAAAUUCAAAGAGUUUGUGAGAGUAAAGCCAAAGAAGAAAAAGAAAAAGAAAAAGAAAACCAAGCCUGACUGUCCUUGCAGUGACGAGAUUAGUGACACCUCCCAGGAACUUUCUCCCCCCAAAGCAUUUGCUGUCACUAGGUGUGGGUCCUCACACAAGCCUGGGGCCCAUAUGAGCCCGCAGCUCCAUGGCUCAGAUUCUGGAAACCACAAAGGGAAAUUGAAAGCUUCUGAGGAGGAUAAUUUGAGUGAGUCCUCUUCUGAGAGCUUUCUUUGGAGUGAUGAAGAGUGUGGCCAAGAUGUUGAUGUGACCACCAACCCAGAUGAGGAACUCGAUGGUGAUGACCGCUAUGAUUUUGAGGUGGUCCGUUGCAUCUGUGAAGUCCAGGAGGAAAACGACUUCAUGAUUCAGUGUGAAGAAUGCCAGUGUUGGCAGCAUGGGGUCUGCAUGGGAUUACUGGAGGAAAACGUGCCGGAGAAGUAUACCUGCUAUGUUUGCCAGGAUCCUCCAGGGCAGAGACCUGCCUUCAAGUACUGGUAUGACAAGGAGUGGUUGAGCAGGGGACAUAUGCACGGACUGGCAUUUCUAGAAGAUAACUACUCCCAUCAGAAUGCCAAGAAGAUUGUGGCCACCCAUCAGCUUCUUGGCGAUGUACAGAGAGUGAUUGAGGUUCUGCAUGGCUUGCAGCUCAAGAUGAGCAUCUUGCAAAGCAGAGAGCAUCCUGAUCUGCAGCUGUGGUGCCAGCCCUGGAAACAGCACUCAGGGGAGGGGAGAGCUCAUUCCAGACAUAUCCACAUCAUGGACACCAAAAGCAAGGAGGAGUCCCCAAGCUAUAGAACUUUGAACGGGGCAGUGGAGAAGCCCCUUCCCCUGCCCCGGUCUGUGGAGGAGUCCUACAUCACCAGCGAGCACUGCUACCAGAAGCCUCGUACCUACUACCCUGCUGUGGAGCAGAAACUGGUGGUAGAGACUCGAGGCUCUGCACUUGAUGAUGCAGUUAACCCCCUCUGUGAGAAUGGUGACGAUCCCCUCUCCUCACGCCUAGGCUGGCCUCUAGACCAAGACAGGGGCAGAGAGGAUGGUGACCCCAAACCCAGCUCCCCAAAGGUGAGGGACUACGUCUCCAAAAAGGUCCUGCCAGAGGAAGCCCCUGCUCGGAAGUUGCUGGACAGAGGUGGAGAGGGGCUGCUGAGCUCCCAGCACCAGUGGCAGUUUAACCUGCUGACCCACGUGGAGUCUCUUCAGGAUGAAGUAACACAUCGUAUGGACUCCAUUGAGAAGGAGCUGGAUGUGCUGGAGAGCUGGCUGGAUUACACUGGGGAACUGGAGCCUCCUGAGCCGCUGGCUAGGCUUCCACAGCUCAAGCAUUGCAUCAAGCAGCUGCUGACGGACCUGAGCAAGGUGCAGCAGAUUGCCCUCUGCUGCUCCACAUGAAAUUGGGCUCCCAAGACUAAUUGGGGCAUAAUCCCAGGACAUCUGCAGGAGGAGCUUCGCAUAUUUAAAUAAAUAAAUCUAGCAUGCUGAAUGCACGUGACACCAACUGACUUCAGGGAUUUGGCCAUGAGGGUGAUGGACAUUGGACAAAGAGGCCAUUUUGGCUGCUGGAGGACAGGGCACUCUGAUCUGGAAGCCUACCAAGAAGGUAGCAAAUAGUGUCUUGGAAUUUCCUUCUGUACACAUCGUUGAACGAAGGCGAGUCUUUGCACAAUCUUCACUUGAAAUCGUGCCACACUGAUGAGAGGAAUGAGGGCCCCCCGGAAAAACAAAAACUUAGUUGGAAACAGUUGUAAAUUCAAUUUGCAUUUCAUUUAAUUGACUUUUGGGUGAGGUUGGGGCACAUACUGACCCUCCUGGUUUCUCUGCCUGGCAUGGUGAAUAGGCAAUGGCACCAUUUCCAUUUCCAGCUUCACUGGAGCAUUGGAACUUCACUGUGCCAUGCAGCUUGGGAGGGAGCAGAAGCCCUGAUGCUCUGCUUCCCCAGACUUUGUUUUCUCACAUCUCUUGCAUGAUUUCAUGGUACCAGGGACACAUUUUUAUGCUUUCUAUCCCAGAGGUGGCUGAGCUGUGGCUUUCCUCACAGAGCCCACAUAGCUGGUGGAGGAGCUAGAAUCUCAGUGUGAUAAGAAUCUAGAAGGAAUUUCAAAUGGAAGCAGGCAGGGUCUGGAACCCAAAGGACAGCAUUUUUUUUACCCACUUCUUGAUAUUGACAGCUUCCCAGUUCUAUUUAAAAGUCCAAAAAACAUUUCCCCAAAUUUCAAACUAUUACUGUAAAGAUUUAUGAAGAAUGUGGUUUGGGGAAUGACCUUAUUUUAUACAUUGUCAGCAAACUCAAGAUUCUGUAUGUGCCGCUUUUCUCUUUCCCUGAAGGUUAGCUUGGUAGUUGGCAGUUGUAGAAUUGCUGAUACACUUUAACACUUUGUUUCCUGUUUGUAUUACUUUGUGAAAUCAAGAUGAUUAUGCUGCUUAAGGUCCAGGUACAACCUAUUUGCACCUUUGGAGACAAUGUUUGUGUUUGGUAGGUUAUGGUUCCAUGUGUAAUUGCUAUAUUUUGUUUUGUUUUAUCUUACCUGGCAGAGUUAAAGAAAAUGUUCCAUGCUUUGAGGACUUUGUUUCACUAAUUUUCUUCUUACUAAACGCAAAAAUCAAAAGCCCAGUUGUCCAGUAAUGCAAGUUAGAGGUUUAUGAAUCUGUAAUGUUCUAUGCUGCAAACCUUUACUAUGUAAAUGUGAAGUAGCCAGUGUCUCAGUAGCAAGGACAGUGAUCUCCAGUGACCUUUGGAAUGGUAAGUUUUCAGGCACAGGUUAUCAGUCAUGAAUUCAGACCUCUGUAGAGACUUUUCAGGGAACAAAUGCUGUCCAGUAAUCUGACGUAAAAUAAACCACAGGACAAGUAGAAGUUGACCUGGUAGAGCUUAUAUACCAUAGAGGUGUGCAGCUGUAACAUGUAAUGAAGCCAACACAGCGCCUCCAAAAGGCUGCUUCCUGCUGCUGACACUGGCGUUUCUGGUCUGGGAAGAAACGCUCCAGGACUCUGCAUGACAUCUGUGUUCUGGAUAACUGUCAUUAGCUGCAUUUUAAGAAUUGUGUUUGUGUCUGAAAAGGGAAGAAACAAGAUGAUUUUUUUCUAGCCACGACUAUGUGAGGUAUAAUUGUUUUAGAUUACUAAUCUUGGGCCAGUGAGAUGGUUCAAUGGGUAAAGGUGCUUGCCACAAGCCUGAUGACCGGAGUUCAAUCCCUGGGACCCACAUGGAAAGGAGAGCACCAACUCCUUCAGGUUCUCCUCUGACCUCCACAUGCAGUAUUGCUGGCAUGUGCACACACACAAAUGGAGUAAUUUUUAUUACUGGUUUUCCAUCUAUAAAACUACAUUUUCGUAUCAUGUCUGGGGCAACUGUGCCUCUCUGAAGGUCGUUGGUUUUGUGUCUUGUUCAAAGAUGGAAGUGGAAACUGAGUGAUGCUAAUUUUGCCAAGUGGUUAUUACUGGGUUUAUUUAGGUUUUGUGAAGGAAAUAGUCUGGUUUUGUUGUGACUUUUGUUCUUAGGGAAGCAAAGAAAACUCCCCAUGUUCUGAUAACCUCUGUUUUUUUCCUAAUUUAAAGCCAUGUUUGGGGGGCUCCAUUCCCAAUUCCUGGGUCAAAGUGAGUUAAUCCCUAUGUUGGAGCACUGGAAUCUGUUAUUUGCAAACAAUGCUGAUAUCAUUUAGAAAUACGUGCACUACCUAAGUUUUGUCUGUUAAGAAAAACUGUCCAUCUAUAAAACCUUGCCUCGAUCAUUUUGCGUGAUAAAUGUAUGCAAAGUGGAUUCUUGAUGAGCCAGCAUUGUACUGUGGAUACAUAUCUGUUUACGCACUAUUAGAACAGAAGGCAUUGUAUAUAGAGAAAUGUUGCUCUGAGGUAACAUUUGCAAAACAUGCCAACUUCUGUAUCUGUUAUUUGGAAAAAUAAAAACAGGUUCUUGUUGCUA